AUGGACAAAUCAAAGAAACGUUCUACAAACUUUAGCAAAGAGGAGGAACUUUGUUUAUUGCAAGAAAUUGAAAAAUAUAAAGAUAUAGUAGAGUGCAAAACUACAAAAUUUAUUAGUGGUGGAGCAUCAUUCGUUCUCGAAACAGAAAGUGUUAAAAAGCGGCGAGAUAUUUGGCGCUGCAUCCAAAGAAACACUAAGUGUUCCGCAAAAGUGUUUACAAUAGGCUGUGACGACCUCACCAUCACAAGAAGUGAUUUGGUACAUAAUCAUGAAGCCGAUCCAAAAAAGCUUGAAGUAAAGAUGGUAACCAAUGCAUGUAAAAGAAAAGCCCAAGAGGACAUAUCGGAAAAGCCUGCCAAAAUUACAAGAACUGCUGUUGCUGAAUGUGAUGCCAAUUUGCUGAUGGUUCCUGACAUAGCUAGCAUAAGAAAGAACAUUUACAACUGUCGUCGUAAACUGUUACCAGGUCCGUUACCAAAAAGCAUAUCAGAAGUCCAUAACGCGGAAGAAGCAUGGCAAAAAUUUUUAACUAAUUUUAAUGCUAAAAAUAUGGUAUGGAGAACAGUGGAACAAGUAAAAAAUAAAUAUGAUAACAUUAAAACGAGAACAAGAAAAGUUGUGGCCAAAGAGAAGUCAUAUUUAAGAGGCACUGGUGGUGGUCCUGAAAUAAAAACUUUAGAGGAUCCUGUGAUUGUGGCAACCCUAAGAAUUAUUAAUGAAAAAACAGUGGUGGGCUUGAAAACCAUUUUAGAUAGUGAUGAGACAAUACAAACUAAUUAUGUGUGGGAAAACAUUCCCAGUACUAGUGAAGAAAAAAUACCUGACAAAGUAAGAAAGAAGCCCAAAACAGAGGAAAAAACAAAUUGGAGUACAUAUGUUCCAAACAAUUUACAAACACCCAGAAACAAAAAAUUACUGCCAAAAAUUAGAAAUCCAGUUUUUUCUGCAAAAGAACAAUAUUACAGGAGAAAAUAUAUACUUCUCCUGAGAACGUUUAAAGCAGAAGAAAAAGAAAGAAGAAAAAGGAUGGAAAGGGAAGAGAAGAAUUAUAAAGCAGAAGAGGAAGGAAGAAAAAUUGAGGAAGGAAGAGAAAAAAAUCUAUAG
Messenger RNA from Diabrotica balteata, 1104 nucleotides. Lineage: Eukaryota; Metazoa; Arthropoda; Insecta; Coleoptera; Chrysomelidae. The record is from the annotation of a GenBank genome assembly.